GCGACUGGAGGGAGCAGCUGCAUCCUCUGGUGACCAGGUUAAAUGAGUGCGUGAUGGAGGUGGUGGAGAAGGCAAAGAGAGCCAUGACCUUUGUGCUCCUGCAGGAGGCAGCCUGCAGCAUUCCACAGGGUUUUCUCCUCCAACAGAGGCGAGACGUGGUCUUCAGUCAGGCACUGGCAGCCUUAGCCUGCGGGUUUGUUAUGAGGCUGUAUGCAGGAAUGCAGGACCAAGGCUUCCUAAGGCAGCUCCACCUGGUUGGCCUGGUGGCCCAGUUUGAGAGUCUGCUCAGCACCUACAGUGAGGAGAUCGGGAUGCUGGAGGACAUGGAGGUUGGAAUCUCAGACCUGCAGAGAGUCGUUUUCCAGAUUACAGAGGCCAAGACAGAUGACCUCAGUGACCUCCAGCCUUUAGUGUGUGGCCGACGGUGA
Messenger RNA from Plectropomus leopardus (leopard coralgrouper), 428 nucleotides. The record is from RefSeq and is a predicted model, not a curated record. NCBI's taxonomy places the organism in Eukaryota, Metazoa, Chordata, Actinopteri, Perciformes, Serranidae.